Molecule: messenger RNA, 831 nt
Organism: Aspergillus saccharolyticus JOP 1030-1
Lineage: Eukaryota; Fungi; Ascomycota; Eurotiomycetes; Eurotiales; Aspergillaceae
Product: 14-3-3 adaptor artA-like protein
Exons: 5
Coding region: 1-831 (276 amino acids)
Biological process (GO): signal transduction
Cellular component (GO): cytoplasm
Source: RefSeq, a predicted model, not a curated record
AUGCUCACAUGCAAUUCUGUUCUUAGCAAGACGUUUCUCGCCCGCCUCUGCGAGCAGGCUGAGCGCUACGAUGAGAUGGUCACGUACAUGAAGAUCGGAGGCGAGCUCUCCGUUGAUGAGCGUAACCUUCUUUCCGUUGCCUACAAGAAUGUGGUUGGUACCCGGCGUGCCUCCUGGCGCAUAAUCUCCUCGAUUGAGCAGAAGGAGGAGACCAAGGGCUCUGAGAAGCACGUUUCCAUCAUCCGUGAUUACCGUCAGAAGAUCGAGACCGAACUCGAGAAGGUCUGCCAGGACGUCCUUGAUGUCUUGGAUCAGUCCCUCAUCCCCAAGGCCGAGACUGGCGAGUCCAAGGUGUUCUACUACAAGAUGAAGGGUGACUACCACCGCUAUCUUGCCGAGUUCGCCUCUGGCAACAAGCGCAAGGUUGCCGCUACCGCUGCCCACGAGGCCUACAAGGCAAGCUUGCUUAUAAACGCUACCGAUGUUGCCCAGACCGAUCUCACUCCCACCCACCCCAUUCGUCUGGGUCUUGCCCUGAACUUCUCCGUCUUCUACUAUGAAAUCUUGAACUCCCCCGAUCGUGCCUGCCACCUUGCCAAGCAGGCUUUUGAUGACGCCAUUGCCGAGCUUGACUCCCUUUCUGAGGAAAGUUACCGUGACAGCACCCUGAUCAUGCAGCUCCUACGUGACAACCUGACUCUGUGGACCUCUUCUGACGGCAAUGAGGCUGAGGGUGCCACUGCUCCUAGAGAGGAUAAGCCUGAGGAGGAGGCCGCUGCUGCCCCUGAGGAUAAGGUUGAGGAGAGUCAGCCUGCUGCCCCUGAAUCUUGA